Micropterus dolomieu (smallmouth bass) is the source of this 1330-nucleotide messenger RNA. Its product is annotated as ammonium transporter Rh type A-like. The annotation marks the transcript as partial. The record is from RefSeq and is a predicted model, not a curated record. Gene Ontology annotation, molecular function: ammonium channel activity. The transcript is spliced from 7 exons. Gene Ontology annotation, biological process: ammonium homeostasis; ammonium transmembrane transport. NCBI's taxonomy places the organism in Eukaryota, Metazoa, Chordata, Actinopteri, Centrarchiformes, Centrarchidae. Gene Ontology annotation, cellular component: plasma membrane.
GCUAAUGAUGUUGGAGCAUCCAUGAUCAUCCAUGCUUUUGGAGCCUACUUUGGCCUGGCAGUGGCUCGAGUGCUUUACCGACCAGGUUUAAGAAAUGGACAUGAGAAUGACGGAUCUGUUUAUCACUCUGAUCUGUUUGCUAUGAUUGGAACCGUCUUCCUGUGGAUGUUUUGGCCCAGUUUUAACUCGGCCAUCGCUGACCCGGGCUUCACUCAGCUCACAGCAGUGAUCAAUACCUACUUCUCCCUGGCUGCCUGUGUGCUCUCUGCCUACGCCAUCUCCAGCCUCGUGGAGCACAAAGGAAAACUGGAUAUGGUGCACGUUCAGAAUGCCACAUUGGCUGGUGGGGUUGCCGUGGGAACAUGUGCUGACAUGAACAUUGGGCCAUUUGGGGCAAUGCUGAUUGGAUUAGUGGCUGGCAUCAUCUCUACCCUGGGCUUCAAGUACUUAAGUUCCAUCCUGGCAUCCAACCUCAGUAUCCAGGAUACCUGCGGUGUUCACAAUCUGCACGGCAUGCCUGGUAUCUUGGGUGGGUUGGCUGGUAUUGUGGCCGUGGCUCUGGGGAAAAAAGAGGGAGGUGAUGCUGCCAUGCAAGCUGCUGCCUUGGGUUCAUCCCUUGGGUUUGCUUUUGUUGGAGGUGCUGUUACAGGUUUAAUAAUGAAGUUGACGAUUUGGGGACAGCCUCCAGACCAGAACUGCUUCGAUGACUCUAUUUACUGGGAGGUUCCUUUGAAGGAGGAGGAGAAGGAGGAGAGCUUGGCUUAUGCCGAUCACUCAUAGAACAAAGCAGACGUUUAAAUACCUGCCCACCGACUGCUGAGCUAGAAAUUAAGAUGUAAAGGAUGAUCAGCUACACCAUGUCAGCUUUUCUUCAUUUCAUCCUUACAUUAUAAAAAGCAUGAAAGCAUAUUUUCUAAUAUUAGCAUAGUAUAUGUAUUUUUCCUCAUACGUUCCUAUAUAUUUCCAUACACCUGGCAAAUGUAUUUCUGCUGAGGCUCAGGUCAAAGAGAGGAGUUAAAUCUGCUUUGAUUUGCUGCUUCAUGUCACCUCACUGGAGCCCAGUCCCCAGGGCAGGGAUAGUCAUAAAAUAUGUUGUAACUUCUGAACCUUCGCAUUGCUCAUCUGCCACUGCUUACAACCAUGUUCUAUCGAUCUGAGGGCAGCUGUACAAUAACUUCAGUUCAACGAGCAUUCAAAGCUGUGCAUUUAGAACUGCAGGGCUAGAUUAAACUGACUACACACAGUAGUGUUAAUCAAUGACAUUGACCAGUGGGCAUGUGCUCUUGUUUGUAUUAUAUACUAAUACUGUCAUAAUAAAUGUGUUUUUUAU